Xenopus laevis (African clawed frog) is the source of this 4197-nucleotide messenger RNA. RefSeq names its product transcription factor 7-like 2 (gene tcf7l2.S). The transcript has 15 exons. The record is from RefSeq and is a predicted model, not a curated record. Bases 475 to 2379 code for a protein of 634 amino acids. NCBI's taxonomy places the organism in Eukaryota, Metazoa, Chordata, Amphibia, Anura, Pipidae.
CCUCCCCCUGUGCAGCUCCGCCCCCCGUGCAGUUGUCAAUCACAGGCGCGUUUGAAGUGAAAAGCUUCUCAGUGGAAGUUGCUGUGAGUGAGAAUUGGGGCGAGUGUGAGUCACAAGUGGCCUCUGUGUGUCUCUCUCUCUCUCGCCACUUAUUGGGGGGCUGCUGCUGCCUCACGACUCGGACUUGGGGGGCUGACACUUCUUCGCUCAUUUUUGCCUUUUUCUUCUUCUUCUUCAAUUCGGAGACUGAGGAGCCGGAGGAGGAGGAGGCGGGGGCCCCUAACUGGACUCUCGGCAACAAGCAGCCCCCCCUGUCCCCUCCCCCCCAGCAGCACAAACAAGGGGGACCCCCCCCACAUCUGCACGAGCGGCCGGGGCGGAAGGGAAAGUUGAUUCAGUCGCGGAUCUCGGGCCGGGAGUUGCUGCAGGGAGUUGUUGCCGGGAGUUGCUGCCGGGAGUCGCGGGGGGGCAGAGAUGCCGCAGUUGAAUGGCGGUGGGGGGGACGAUCUGGGGGCGAAUGACGAGAUGAUUUCGUUUAAGGACGAGGGGGAACAAGACGAGAAGAUCUGUCCGAUCAGUUCGGCCGAGCGGGACCUGGCGGACGUCAAGUCUUCUCUGGUCAAUGAGUCCGAGACCCCCCACAGCUCGUCCGACUCCGAGGCGGAGCGGCGACCCCCUCCCAGGUCGGAGAGUUUCCGGGACAAGAGUCGGGACAGCCUGGAGGACGCUGCUAAAAGACCUGACGGAGGGUUAUUUAAGGGCCCGACAUAUGGGGGUUACCCCUUCAUCAUGAUCCCCGACCUGACCAGCCCCUACCUGCCCAACGGAUCCCUCUCUCCCACUGCGCGACAGUGCGUGAAUGUACCACUAGAUCUGCAUUUAGCCUCUUGUUGCAGCCCUUUCAUGCAGUAUCUGCAGAUGAAAUGGCCCCUUCUGGAUGUUCAGGCAGGGAGUUUACAGAGUAGACAAGGAAUCAAGGACACCAGGUCUCCAUCCCCGGCUCACAUUGUUUCUAACAAGGUGCCCGUUGUACAGCACCCUCACCAUGUCCACCCCCUCACGCCGCUCAUUACCUACAGCAACGAGCACUUUACACCAGGGAACCCCCCACCGCACUUACAGGCAGACCUGGACCCAAAAACAGGAAUCCCAAGGCCUCCACACCCUCCAGACAUUUCCCCGUAUUACCCUCUAUCCCCGGGCACCAUGGGACAGAUCCCCCAUCCGCUAGGAUGGUUAGUACCACAGCAAGGUCAGCCCGUUUACCCAAUCACAACGGGGGGCUUCAGGCACCCCUACCCCACAGCCCUUACCGUCAAUGCUUCCAUGUCAAGCUUCCUUUCCUCUAGAUUCCCUCCCCACAUGGUGCCGCCUCAUCACAGUUUGCACACAACGGGAAUCCCGCACCCCGCCAUAGUCGCCCCUACUGUCAAACAGGAGUCUUCCCACAGUGACAUGGGAUCCCUCCACAGCUCGAAACAUCAGGAUUCCAAAAAAGAAGAAGAAAAGAAAAAGCCGCACAUAAAGAAACCCCUAAACGCGUUCAUGCUGUACAUGAAGGAGAUGAGGGCAAAAGUUGUCGCCGAGUGCACGUUAAAAGAAAGCGCGGCCAUCAAUCAGAUCCUUGGUCGGAGGUGGCACGCCUUAUCCAGGGAAGAGCAAGCGAAAUACUAUGAGCUGGCGAGGAAGGAGAGGCAACUCCACAUGCAGCUUUACCCCGGAUGGUCGGCACGGGAUAACUAUGUAGGUGCCUAUGGCAAGAAGAAGAAGAGGAAAAGGGAAAAGCAGCAAGGAGAGGCCAAUGAACACAGCGAAUGUUACCUAAAUCCUUGCCUUUCUCUUCCUCCGAUCACAGACCUGAGCGCUCCUAAGAAAUGUCGAGCGCGCUUUGGCCUUGAUCAGCAGAAUAACUGGUGCGGUCCCUGCAGAAGGAAAAAGAAGUGCAUUCGCUACAUACAAGGUGAAGGCAGCUGCGUUAGCCCGCCCUCUUCAGAUGGAAGCUUAUUAGACUCUCCUCCUUCUUCUCCCGCCAUGCCGGACUCCCCCAUAUCAGACUCCAAACCACAAACUGAACAAACUCAACCUCUUUCUUUAACCUUGAAACCCGACCCCCCGACACGGAUCUGCGGGACCCAUUCACCUCUGGCCGAGAGCCCCGUGCGAAGGCCCAAUACACUGGCAACCGCCAUUUGCCAUAACGGAGCAGAACUCAGUCACCCGCACAAUUCUCUGCCCUCGUCUCUGCACUCGUCUCUGCACUCGUCUCUGCCCUACAGUUUGUCUCUUACACAACCGUCCACCUCGUUCCUUCCUUCCCAUCGCUCCUUGGUUGCAACUCAACUUCAGCCCCUGUCCCUGGUCACCAAACCCUUAGAGUAGAACCCAGUACCCACAAUUCCCUUCUUUUAUUUCCUACAGUUUUCUCCUUUCCAUCAAUUUCAAUUUUUGUGUUUUAGUUGUGCCAAACGGCUCCUCUUUUGGGUUGUGUUUGUUUUUUUAGUUGGUGUUUUAUGAAGUUCAUUGGUCAAUAUUUGACCCGUUCCUUCACCUCUCCGAUGUGAGUCGCAGACCUCAACGAAACCUCACAAUUCUGCCAAAAUUUCAAAAUGUCAUCCGCUGUCACAUUCAAAAAGUCUUUGCAGCAUCGGGAGAAGGGGGAAAAUUAUAUAAAUAUAUAUGAAAAUUACAAAAAAAAAAAUACCUAACUGUUAUGUAGUUCUGAUAGGAAACUCUGAGAAAAAGACUGAGUUAAAGAGGAAGAAAAAAAAGUAAAAAACAAGCAAUUUUGAAGCCGCCCUCGCAGAAGGAGUUGGUUCUUUAUUAUUUGUAUUAAAUACGAGCUUGUGAACCAAUCAUUUUACAUCCGGUUUUUAACCUCUCGGUGCACAACGAAUGCAGUGCCACUUACUCUCUCUCGUGAAACAACUUUUAUUGUGAUGUUACUUGUUCUUGUUGAAAUGUACAGAAAAAACAAAAAUUGGUAAAAACUGAACAAAAUAUGUGAAUAUGCCUUGUUCCAUGGUGGGGAUCAUUUUUGGGGGUGGGGGGCUUGGUAAUUACAUGGACAAAAUGUGGGGGAGUUUGGGUUUUGAAUAUAUCAGAGCCAUGGACCUGUAGUAUUUAUUGUUUAGAAAACGCGCUUGUGUCCUGUUUGUCGUCUCUUUUCAAAGAAAAAUCAGUUUUUCCCCCCAUUUCUUGAAGCAUUGUACAAAGUUUUUUUUUUCUUAAGUGUCAGCAUCUUAUAUAUAUAGAUAUAAAUAUAUAUAUCAUUUGUACAAGGUUUUUAAGUUUAUAUAUAAAUUUAUAUUUUGUUUUUGUUUUCGCUGUAUGAAAAAUUUCCACCAAAUGGACAUUUGUAGUUACAUUUAAAGGAUCAAUGUUGUACAAAGAAACGCAAUUGCUUUAAAAAAAAAAAGCCAUUACACAAAAGACUUGAAAUUGUAACAAGGGAAAUCGACUGUUUGUAAAGAAAAAAAAAAACGGGAAAAAACGACUUUGAACAGAACCGGGAUUCUUAAUACAAAUUCACGUGCCAAAAUUUCCAGCGACAAAAACUCCCCCUCGCCUCUUCUUUUCCUUCCAUUUUAGAUGUGAUGUUACAUAGAUAGGUAUGUCCGUAGUUUUAUUGUCAGCGAUAACAGGUGUAUUUGCUAGGGAGACCGACAGGGAAAAAAAAAAGUGAAACGUUAGGUACAAAAAAAAGUGGGAAAAUGAAAAUCCCGCGUGGGACAAAUUCCUGUUGAAUUAUUUAUAAAGGAAACUACUGCCAUUUUAUGUACAUUUGCUACGUGCCGGUAGCAGACUUUAAAAAAGCAAAAAAAAAAAAAGGCAUGUUGAUGUUGCUCCGAAAAUAUACGAAAAGGAAGAAAAACGAAAAAUUUUUUACUUUUUCAUCCGUUUCAUCCAGUGAAAUUGUACUUGACCUGAAGCAAUUGUAAAAAUCUGUCUCUGACGUUUUCUGAAGAUGCUAAUUAUGAUGACAAUUUUAUUUUGUGAAUACUUUGAAUGUUCCCUAACCGCUGUGAUGUUGCCAUUCGGUUUUAUUGCUCUUAUUCCAAUUUUUUUAAUUUCAAAAAAUGUUUUUUGUUUUUUUUUCAAACCUGACAAUUUUUUUUUUUUUUUUGUAAUGAGUCAUGUUCAUCCUGUACAGUAUCUGUAGCAUGCAGUUCUGGAUUAAUAAAAGCAACAUAGUAUGUG